This is a messenger RNA of Thermothielavioides terrestris NRRL 8126, 1066 nucleotides long. RefSeq lists its product as uncharacterized. The record is from RefSeq and is a predicted model, not a curated record. The coding region runs from base 106 to 942 and encodes 278 amino acids. NCBI's taxonomy places the organism in Eukaryota, Fungi, Ascomycota, Sordariomycetes, Sordariales, Chaetomiaceae. The transcript has 2 exons.
GGGGGGGAAAGGGGACACCAGCUCAUCCAGGCAGCCUUUCUCACCUGCCUGACAACGCCACUCGUCCCUUUCCAAGCACACAAUCGACAUCCUUCACGAGAAACCAUGGACCCGGAAGCAACAGAUCCCAACCUGCUCCUCCUCUCCCUAAACCUCUCGGACUCGGAGCCUGAAGAGGCCGCCGCUCCUGCUGUUAACGGCAAAACCGCCAAUAACAACAACAAUAACAGCAGCUCCCAAAUCACCGGCGAAUGCCAACCUACCCGGGCGGACCGCACUGCCCUCUCGGAAGCGGCCUUCCAGGCGCUGAAGCAGAGCUAUCGCCCCAAGGUCGAGAACGGCAAUAUCCACGAAACCAUCACCCUCCCCUCUCUCUGCUCAGCCUCACCAUCCCAAGUAACCACAUCCACCAGAACCGCUUCCGCUACCACCACCGCCACCACCGCCGCCGCCGCCGCCACCGCCGCGCCGCUGCCCAAGCCCGAUGCACAAGCGCUCCUCCACGCGGCCGAGGAGCUCUACUUCUUCCGGCGCUACGCCGAUGCCGCGGCAUUCCUGCGGCGCGUGCUCGGCGAGGAUGGAGAUGCGGGCCCGGAUGUAGACCCCGGUGCGGGCCCUGAUGCGGGUGCAGACGCCGAUGUGGGCCCCGACGCGGGCGCGGAUGAGGAUGAGGAUGCGGAUGCGGAUGAUGGCAAGGGUGGAAGUCGCCGCGGCGGCGGCUGCGGUGGCGGCAAGGAAGAACGCGGGAGUAGUAGUUCCCAGGGGGUGGGGGUGAUGGUGGACGACGAGACGAGGCGGCUGCUGCGGUAUUAUCUCGGGCGGUGCCUGGCUAGGUUGGAGGAGAAGGGGGAGGAGAGUUGUUCUGUAGAGAGAGGGGAAAACGGGAGUGGUAGCGGCGGCGGCGGCGGCGGCGGCGGCGGCGAUGGUGUGGUCACAAGUUAGGUAACUGGACUAGUGUUGGGGUGAGUUGGAUGGCUUGAUCCUGACUUCACGAUAGGCUUCACACCCAACAUCAGAUAAUUUAGUCGCGAGAGCGGGUGCGUGCGUGCAGUGCAGAGUGUGCUCU